This is a messenger RNA of Triticum dicoccoides, 1171 nucleotides long. RefSeq names its product probable carboxylesterase 12. NCBI's taxonomy places the organism in Eukaryota, Viridiplantae, Streptophyta, Magnoliopsida, Poales, Poaceae. Gene Ontology annotation, molecular function: hydrolase activity. The transcript has a single exon. The coding region runs from base 118 to 1092 and encodes 324 amino acids. The record is from RefSeq and is a predicted model, not a curated record.
GAGUAGUAUCCCAUAACCCAUCGUGCAACUGCUACGAUAACCCAUCACAAAACCUGGGCAGCUCUCUCCUCGUUGCUCCGAUUGCCGCCGGGAAGCCAAAGGCCGCCGUCCGCCGUCAUGGACCCAAGCUCCGAGAUCGUGUACGACAUGCCCGGCUUCAUACGCAUCCACAAGAGCGGCCGCGUGGAGCGCUUGCAAGGCACCGAGACCGUCCCGCCCUCCCCCUCCGGUGACCCCGCCAACGGCGUCGCCUCCAAGGACGUCGUCCUUGACCCGGCGGCCAACGUCUCCGCCCGUCUCUACCUCCCCGCCGCCGCCGCGGCGGAGCCUGGAAAGAAGUUCCCCGUUGUCGUCUACUUCCACGGCGGCGCGUUCGUUGUCCACACAUCGGCCUCACCGAUCUACCACAAGUACGCCGCCUCCCUCGCCGCCGCCGCGCCCGCCGUCGUCGUCUCCGUCGACUACCGUCUCGCUCCGGAGCACCCCCUCCCGGCCGCCUAUGACGACGCCUUCGCGGCCCUCCAGGCGAUCGUCGCCGCGUGCCGCCCGGACGGCGCCGAGCCCUGGCUCGCCGCGCACGGCGACGCCUCCCGCGUCGUCCUCGCCGGCGACAGCGCCGGCGCCAACAUGGCGCACAACACGGCGAUAAGGCUGCGGAAGGAAGGCAUCGAGGGCUACGGCGACAAGGUCAGCGGCGUCGCGCUCUUGCAUUCCUACUUCUGGGGGACUGAACCGGUGGGCGGCGAGUCCCCGGACGCAGCCUUCUUCUACCCCGGCGACGUGGAGCGCGUGUGGGAUGUGGCCUGUGGCGACAAGUUCGGUCGUGAUCACCCGUACAUCAACCCGGCAGCGUCGCCGGAGGAGUGGCGCCAGCUCGGGUCCGGCCGCGUGCUGGUCACCACGGCGGAGUUGUGCUGGUUCGUGGAGAGGGCCCGCGCGUACGCGGAGGGGAUCAAGGCGUGCGGGUGGGCCGGCCAGCUCGAGUUCUACGAGACCAAGGGCGAGAGUCACACCUACUUCCUGUUCAAUCCCGACUGCGACGAUGCCGCCAAGGAGCUCGCCAUCGUGGCCGAUUUCGUCAGGGGCUGCUGAGUUUGCUUCGCUUGCUCAUCCGAUGAGUGAUUCAGUAAUAAAGGAACACGCGAUUUCUAAAUCGGUAAUUGGUAGCACC